AUGGGAGACCCAGAGAAGGGAAAGAAGAUCUUUGUCCAGAAGUGCUCUCAGUGCCAUGUCUGUGAAAAAGGAGGCAAGAACAAGGUCGGACCUAACCUGUAUGGUUUCUUUGGCCGCAAAACCGGUCAAGCCGACGGCUUCUCUUAUACUGAUGCAAACAAAAACAAGGGUAAGUGGAAGCGUAUUAUCUGGACUGAGGAGACCCUUAAUGAAUACUUGGAAAAUCCUAAGAAAUACAUCCCUGGCACAAAAAUGAUCUUUGCUGGAAUCAAGAAGGCGGCAGAGAGGAAAGACUUGAUAGCAUAUCUUAAAAGUGCAAGUUCUUGUUAA
Messenger RNA from Staurois parvus, 330 nucleotides. The record is from the annotation of a GenBank genome assembly. NCBI's taxonomy places the organism in Eukaryota, Metazoa, Chordata, Amphibia, Anura, Ranidae.